Arachis duranensis is the source of this 641-nucleotide messenger RNA. RefSeq lists its product as uncharacterized. The transcript is spliced from 2 exons. NCBI's taxonomy places the organism in Eukaryota, Viridiplantae, Streptophyta, Magnoliopsida, Fabales, Fabaceae. The coding region runs from base 314 to 586 and encodes 90 amino acids. The record is from RefSeq and is a predicted model, not a curated record.
UCAGAUCUGUAGAAAAACUCACAAUAACUUUUUUUUUUCUUUUGUAAAAGAGAGAUAAAAUAUUAGCCUUAGAUUUGUGAUAACUUUUGUUAUCAGAGCCCAUACCUAUCUUUAGUUUUUUCUCUCUAUAUAUUUAGUUUUUGUAACAUUAGCUGAACCUUUCUCUCACUCUGUCUCUGUAUUGUGUUUCUUUUGGCUUGUGAAGAGAGUGAUAGAGAACAGCAAAGAAGGUCUGUUUAUCCAACUUCUGGGAUUCCUGCAGUGAGUUUUGCAGCGGGAAAGGGUUGAGAAGAAGGAAGGAGCAGCGAGAUUUAUGUCGUCUGGGUUUAUUGAAUCGGAAGUGGUUGUAGUUGGGGCUCUGUAUCAGCAGCUCUGGAUUUAUUCUCUGUUAUUGACUAUCUCGUCGGUGUUCUCCGCCUGCUGUAUGCUUCUCUGCCUCAGCGAGCAGAGGUUGACUCUCGUGAACCCAGCUGUUUCAAUGCGUUUGAGGCCAAGAAGGACUUGUUCUGGAGUAGUGUGUUUCGGAGGCUUUCACAUACAAAGAUUUUCAACACUUUUUUUGUUCUUAAGAGGGGAUCUCACCUGAGAUUGCGGAAUUUUGUUUCCUUUUUUCUUUUGUUUCCUUCUUUCUUUCUCUUCAA